UUGAGUCUCCAAAACAAAACAAAAUGAAAAUUUUUUUGUUAAUUGUUUUUAAUUAUGGAUCAAAUUAAUUAAUUGUUGUUCCUGGAUUAUUAACUUUAUUUAUUGAAUUUUUUUUGCUAAAUUAAUGUAUAUUGUCUUGUGAUGCCACCGAAACGAUAUUUUGACGAUGAAAGGAGCGCCAAACCAGGUAUACUUAGCGAUGAAUUAAGAGCUGCCAUUAAUCUUCAUGAUGAUAAGUUACCCAUGUGGAUAUAUAAGAUGAGGGUUCUUGGUUAUCCUCCCGGUUGGCUUCAACAAGCUGACAUUAGUAAUUCAUCAUUACAAUUAUUUGAUGACACUAGUCAAGUUCAUCAAUCAACUACUUCCCAAGUUGAAGAACAAGCUUUCAAUCCAGAAUGUUUUGUUGAAUUCCCGGGUUUUAAUGCUCCUGUUCCAGAAGGAGUGAAAGAUCACUGUGAGAUUCUGGGAAUGCCUCCAAUGCAAGGUUUCCAACAGCUUAAUUUCGUUAAACAAACGAUUCUCCCACCGAAGCCUGUCCCAUAUAAACGGAUCAAAUUGUCUAAAAAUGACUCUGAUACAAAUAAUGGUUCUGUCUGUUUAGAUGAUGAUGACGACGAAAUACAAAUUAUCGAACCAAAUUCGGAAAAAAUAAAAACAAUUAUGAUCCAAGAUGUAGAAAAGGAAGAAGGCGAAGCAAGUGACUCAGAUGAUGAGAUAAUUGCCAUUAGUAGUUCAAUCGAAAAGCCAAAAGAUCAUCAAAAUUCAUCCAUAUCAAUUAUAUCAACUUCAAGUGAAUCGAAAACUAAAUCGCCAAGUCCACGAAAUGAUUCAAUUAUCUUAAUAUCUCCAACUAAACCAGAUUUAAGUCUUCCAUCAACAUCAUCAGCAUCUCAACAAUCACCAUUACUAUCUCCAACAACAACAGAAUUAAUUCAAAAAAUGUCGAAAAAGACAAACAAGAAGAAGAGAAAUCAAUUAAACGAAACAACAUCAAUAGAGAUUCAGGGUGAAGAUAAACAAUCAAAUGAUAAUCCGACUUCUCAACCAGAAGAUUCACCUUCAUCCACAAUACAAGAACAAAUUAAAUCACCUUCAAUGCGACUAAUUGGUAUGGGCUGCCCGACACCCGCUGAUAUUGAUUGUAAAAAACCUCCGUUAGAAAAGUUUGCCGUUGGAAUGGGAGAAUUAAUUUACUUUGAAAAUCUUCCAACAUCAACUGGAGUUUUCGAUAAAAUGAGACAUGUGAUCUUUAAAGUUCGUAAAAAACUUUCCGAAUGAAAAGACUUUUAAUUUACUAAUCAUCUCUUCAUUCAAUUUGUAAAUUCAUUCACAUUUUCCUUAAUUUUUUUCAUAGAAACAUUUAUACAAAUACAUUAACAUGAAUUCAAUCACUUUGAAAAUGUACAAAGAUUUAAAUUUAAUCACAUGUGAUUAUAAAGCGACCAGGAUGAUUUUAUAA
This is a messenger RNA of Panonychus citri (citrus red mite), 1459 nucleotides long. Its product is annotated as zinc finger CCHC domain-containing protein 8-like. The record is from RefSeq and is a predicted model, not a curated record. NCBI's taxonomy places the organism in Eukaryota, Metazoa, Arthropoda, Arachnida, Trombidiformes, Tetranychidae. Gene Ontology annotation, cellular component: catalytic step 2 spliceosome. Gene Ontology annotation, molecular function: RNA binding.